UUGGCAGUGGUUGGGAGGAGAACACUCAGGGCUCGUGUUCUCAUGCCCGCCCCUUCCAGGCAGCCAGCCCUGACUGUGGGAGGCAGACGUGUGACCCCUCUAGCCAGCUAUGCCCCUGCUGCCUGGCACUGUGGGCCUGGCAGGCCUGCUCUUCUGGACGGGCCAGACGGUGAAUGCUCUCCUGAUGCCCAAUGCCACCCUGGCUCGGGCCCGGGCUGAGGGCACAGCCGUGCGUCCUCUGAGUGGCCUGGGGGUGCCCCGGUACCACCGGAAGCGCCACAUCUCUGCCAGGGACAUGAGUGCCUUACUGGAUUAUCACAACCACAUCCGGGCCAACGUGCACCCACCUGCUGCCAACAUGGAGUACAUGGUGUGGGAUGAGCAGCUGGCCAGGUCCGCAGAGGCCUGGGCCAGCCAGUGCAUCUGGGCCCACGGGCCCUCACAGCUGAUGAGAUAUGUGGGCCAGAACCUCUCCAUUCAUUCCGGCCGGUACCGCUCGGUGCUAGAUCUCGUGAAGUCCUGGUCUGAGGAGAAGCGGCAUUACUUGUUUCCUGCCCCAAGGGACUGUAACCCACACUGCCCCUGGCGCUGUAGUGGCCCUGUCUGCUCCCACUAUACCCAGAUGGUGUGGGCGUCCUCCAGCCGGCUGGGCUGUGCCAUCCACACCUGUGGCAGCAUCGACGUCUGGGGCAGCACGUGGCGUCAGGCUGUCUACCUGGUCUGCAACUAUGCCAUUAAGGGCAACUGGAUCGGCGAGGCACCGUACAAGGUGGGGAGGCCAUGCUCCGCCUGCCCCCCCAGCUACCAAGGCAGCUGCAACAGCAACAUGUGCUUCUCAGGGCGCAAGUCCAACGCGCUCCUGUGGUUCUGAACUCUGCCGGGGCUCUGGUGCCCUCCAGCCGAGGUCCCUCCGAAGACUGGGUGGAUGGAUUUUUUCCCCCUAAAGGACCUGAGGUGGGCUCACAGCAUGGAUCUCAAUUGUCCUUCUAGAGGCUCCUAAGCAUCCAGAAUAUGUCAGAAGAAAACGACCUGCAUACCUUCCUUCUUUCCUCAACUCCAUCUUCCUCUUA
This is a messenger RNA of Tupaia belangeri chinensis (Chinese tree shrew), 1070 nucleotides long. RefSeq names its product R3H domain containing like (gene R3HDML). The coding region runs from base 110 to 871 and encodes 253 amino acids. The record is from RefSeq and is a predicted model, not a curated record. The transcript has 5 exons. Lineage: Eukaryota; Metazoa; Chordata; Mammalia; Scandentia; Tupaiidae.